AUGAGUUUCAUCUUCGUCGUCGACACUUCGCUGACAAUGGCGUUGACGCUGGAUGGGCAGCCCUCAAGCUCCGUGAGUCAAUCGCGUUAUGGCGCCGCUUGUCGUAUCAUCUCUGGAUUGAUUUCAAGAGCCAAGAAAAUCACACCGGAGCCAAAAAUCGCUUUGUACCGCAUGGGUGCUAAAAUCGAGUUGUUGAGUCGAAAUUUGGAGGACGAGACGGUGGCACAGAAAUUUCUAGCGACAGGGGUGCGAUUGCUCGGCGAGUCGCACACCGGAGAGCUACUGGAUCGAAUCUCUGAGGAUCUCAGCCCAACACAAGACGAUCACAUCAUCGUCUUUACGGAUGCGACAUCAUAUGAUGGUGACAUCAACUUCUUUGCGCCGUGCGAGUGCCGUUUUGUUAUCGUUAACACGACGAAGAAAGGGGUCGAUCCGGUGCAAGUCGAAGAGUUGGAGGAGAUCUCGGCCGAAAGUUGUGGCUAUGAGGUCAGUGAAGACUACGAAGACUACUAUCACCUCUUCUAUAUGACCAACGAUACAACAGAAGAGUCAAUCGUUGAUGCAGUGGCCGAGGAAAUGUUUGUGGUGCCCGUGUACCAGCUGAGAAUCGGAUACUUGAACACGACGAUCACAACUUCUCCACCGAUUUGGGAAGAUCGUCCAUUCGAGAUUGAAACGAUCGGCUUCUGCAAGCACACGAGUCUUCUCAACAUGCCUGUGGAUUCGAAUCAUUAUGUUAUGCUGGAUAAUGGAAAAGGCGAAGAUGUGGAAAUGGAAGAUGAGGAGAGCUCACAAUCCGGCGACUUCCCACCUCAAAAACUCGCCAUUCUGUGGAUGAUGGCCGAGGCUAUGAAGCAAGAGUCAAAAGUCGCGCUGAUUCGCUUCGGAUCGGGUCGUUUCGGUGUGCUUUCACCGUUCAACGAGUCACAUUCGGGUCUCCUCCUUUCCCUACUCCCACCACAGCACCUCCUGCCGCCAUAUGUGCCCGAUUUGGAAAAACUGACAACCGUCCCGUGUUUCAACGAUCAAUGCGACGAUUUGGUGAUCAAAGAGGAGGCUGGAGAGCCGGCAAGCUAUGCGGCGAAUUUACACUCGUGGAUCGGCUCGAACGGGAUUCAAAACGAUUUGAACAAAAUUCUGCGCUAUUUCCGCAAAUUGCCCGACAAGAGCGAGAACUUUUAUAUGGAGCUGAACAAAGUACGGCAAUACGCGGCGGUGAUCGGAUGCCAGCAAAUUCUGUCGGAAAUCGCUCGUAUCUUGAAAGAGGAGUCGAUUCAAUUGAAUGAACACGUACGCAAACACGCGAAUCAUGUGGCCCCGUUUUUGGAGAUGGAGAUCACCGAAUUCGGCGUCCACGUGCCGGAUAUCCCAGCUCUUCAG
Mesorhabditis belari is the source of this 1380-nucleotide messenger RNA. The record is from the annotation of a GenBank genome assembly. NCBI's taxonomy places the organism in Eukaryota, Metazoa, Nematoda, Chromadorea, Rhabditida, Rhabditidae.